AUGCUGUUCGGGAAGGCUGCUGCUCUGUUAUCUACUGUCUCCGCUGUCUCCGCCAAGCUCACAUGGGGAAGCACGAAGUUCCUCUUCGCGUUCGGCGAUUCGUACACGACCGACGGCUUCAACAUCUCUGCCGGCGUCGACUCCCUUGUUCCGGACUUUACUUCUUCCAACGGCCCGAAUUGGGUACAGUUCCUCGGCGGAACGUAUAACGUCACCGACACGAAGGUAUUCGAUCUGGCCUCGGGCGGCGCAACUAUCGACGCCGCUCUCGUAGCGCCGUUCCUGCCCACGGUGCUGUCGAUUGUCGACCAGGUUACCCAAUUCCACGACAUCCUCGCCCCGAAACCCGUCGGGGCGCGGUGGGCAAGCUCGAACAGCCUUUUCGCCUUCUGGAUAGGCAUUAAUGAUGUCGGCAACUCUUUCGCCUCGACGAACAUCACGUCGCAGUCGGACUUCCACCGGAUCCUGAUGAACAGGCUCUUCAGUCAAGUCGAGAUCCUGUACAAGGACGGGGCACGCUCCUUCCUGUUCUUGACCGUCCCGCCCACGAACCGCGCGCCGCUCAUCCUCGUGCAGGGCGAGCAGGCCAUUACUAAAAUCACCGCCGCUCUGGCGGACUACAACACCCAGCUCACAGCGCGUGUCCGGGAGUUUCAGGCGACGCACCCCGACCUCGACCAAGUUACCGUGUUCGACACUCGCCCGAUUUUCAACACACUCCUCGACAACGCGCAGACAUUCGGCUUCGUGAACAGCACCGGUUUCUGCGAAGCCUACCAAAACGGCACGCCCUCGCCCACGACACAGGUUCCGGGCUGCGCACCCGUGUCGAGUUACUUCUGGCUCAACUCUCUGCACCCGCUCUUUACGGUGCACAACAUUCUCGCGCACGCCAUCUCGACGACGUUGAGUGCCUAG
This is a messenger RNA of Trametes versicolor FP-101664 SS1, 918 nucleotides long. RefSeq lists its product as uncharacterized. The record is from RefSeq and is a predicted model, not a curated record. Gene Ontology annotation, molecular function: hydrolase activity, acting on ester bonds. Bases 1 to 918 code for a protein of 305 amino acids. NCBI's taxonomy places the organism in Eukaryota, Fungi, Basidiomycota, Agaricomycetes, Polyporales, Polyporaceae. The transcript has 10 exons.